Molecule: messenger RNA, 1613 nt
Organism: Solenopsis invicta (red fire ant)
Lineage: Eukaryota; Metazoa; Arthropoda; Insecta; Hymenoptera; Formicidae
Exons: 4
Coding region: 188-616 (142 amino acids)
Source: RefSeq, a predicted model, not a curated record
UUUUACCCGUCAAACGAGAGGGAGAAGCUCACGGCUUCAAUCGUGCGCGGCUGUCCUUCGGCAUACGAAUCGCGUAUCCCGUAUCGAUAGUUGAUCGAGAACGUAACUUCUUGAAGAGGUGCCGAAUUAGGGGUGCGUCUUGAAGAAACCAAAGAUCUUGUAAACCGCUUGAAAAGAAGAUUGCAAUAUGAAGAUUACCAAAUAUCUUUACUGUACUCUGGCUUGCAUGUGUCUGCUGAAGGUGGCAAAUAGUGAGAUUUCGAGAGACAAGAAUUCAUUUUUACAGUUCGAACGGCAGCUUCUAAACGGCCUAAACGCAGAGAAAACAAUCAAGGCAAAGAGACCAUUUUGCAAUGCUUUCACGGGAUGUGGCAGAUUUAUUUCGGAAGAAAAAAGAGAGAAGAAGAAAGGACCUUCUACGCUGCAAGAUUUAUUGAACUUUGAAGUAACGAGCAACAACGUUCAGUAUCCGGUUUCUCUGUACAAAGCACUGUUGAAUGCCGCCAAACAGAAUGCUUGGAAAACGAUGGAUCGUGAGGAGUACGAUUAUCGAUCACAACAAUUGCCGAUUUAUCUCUCGGGUCAAAUGCCUCUACGUGAUACGGUGGAAAGCUAAUUUUGAUGGGCACAACUCGACGCAUGGGCGCCGCCAGAAUUUGUAACAGACGGAGUUAUAUUUUAUCUUAUUUCUAAAUAUGCAUUGUGAAAUUUAUUUAUAAUACUGACUAAAUAUUUUAUACACUGAGAGAAAAAAGUCAAAAUAUUGAAAAGCAAAUACUCCUUUUAACGUUUUCUUCGCUAUUUAUUGAUUAUAAAAAAUUUGGUUGUGAUGAUGAAAUAUAUUUCUGUGAAAUAUAUCUUACUUUUCUUAUUAAUUGGUUUAUUUUCUAGGAAUAAAUUUGAUGUGAGAUAAGUAUUAUGUUACAAAUAAUUUUUAAGUAUUUUUUUCCUAAUACAUUAUUUUUUUUUUAAUAGAGUGUAAUAAAAAUUUUAUUUUUAGUAAAUAAAUUAUUUAUUUUUCCAUUGAGUGAUAUCUCUUUAAAUAUAAUGUAUAUUUUAUAGAAAUGUUCAUUAUCCAUUGUUUUUUUAACUAUAUAAGAAAUAUCGAAGAAAACGCACAAAAAGCAUUUGAUUUGCAAUAUCUUUUUUCAGUGUAAAAAUUAUGUUUAUGAAAUUACACUAAUUUAACUAAAGCUUAUUUCUUCUUUUGCGAUGGGACGCAGUUUUUUUUGCGUCCACUUUGCCUAUAUCUUAAUUUGUAUUUAUUUCUUCGUCUUGUUAUAAUUAAAGAAAUCUACGUUUAAAUGAGAAAAUUGUACAAUUAUAUGACAUUUCCGUACAACUUCCGAGAAUUUUACUAUUACGAAUGUAUUGUUCACAAAAGAAGCAUAUAAAAAUGUAAUCAGUAUAAUAUUGGUGUUAGCUAGAAUUAGAUUAGAAAUAUUCAUUUAUUUGCAGGAGCACUUUGACAGUUAUGCAUUUAUUUGUACGUACCUCAUCCUCUCGACAAAUGUCUUAAUUAAUUUGCUAAAAGUAACUUUAAAAUCUACAUCUUUUUUAAACAACUGUUACAUUGAAUUUUAAUUGUACUCAAUAAAUUCUAUAAAAUGUUA